Messenger RNA from Hansenula anomala, 1551 nucleotides. It is a transcript of the gene CMR1, whose product is annotated as Cmr1p. The transcript has a single exon. Bases 1 to 1551 code for a protein of 516 amino acids. Gene Ontology annotation, molecular function: DNA binding; protein binding. The record is from RefSeq and is a predicted model, not a curated record. Gene Ontology annotation, biological process: regulation of DNA damage checkpoint. NCBI's taxonomy places the organism in Eukaryota, Fungi, Ascomycota, Saccharomycetes, Phaffomycetales, Wickerhamomycetaceae. Gene Ontology annotation, cellular component: nucleus.
AUGGGACUAUCGGAAUUUGAGAAACAAAGAUUAGAAAAUAUAGAGAGAAACAAGAAAUUACUAAGCUCUUUAAAUUUAAAUUCUAUAUCUCAUGAAAUUUAUCAAGAUAUUAAAAAAGAAGAGCAACAUGAUUUGAAAAGAAGGAAAACUUCAAGUCCCAAACCUAAAAAGCCCAGAGAUAAACAAUCAAUUCCUCUACCAACUAGAAGAUCAAGAAGACUUGCUGGUGUUUCAUUAGAUGAUGGUUCUGAUAAGUCUCGUGAAUUUGAACUUGAAGAGGAGAAAAGACGUAAAGAGAAGGAAGAAUUGGAAAAACUGAAAACAAUAAGAGUUAAUGGUGACCUGAGUUUAUUAGAUUUGAUAAAAGAUGAUGAUGAUGAAGUUAAAACUGAAGAUGGGAAUGAUAAAUUAUUAACCAAAUUCCAAUCUUUUUUGAAUAAUAAUGGUAAUUUUAGUAUUGGUGAUUAUUAUGAAACUAUCAUGGCUAAAGAUAAUUCAUCAAAAGAUGUUAAGAAUCUAAGAGAAGAAUUCCAAUCUAAAACCAUCUAUCCACACUUCAAACCAAAUGAAAUCAAAUUAACAAAAGAAAGAAUGACAUAUAUUGCAUUCCAUCCCUCAAUUGAUAAAAAAUUAAUUAUUGGUGGUGAUACUAAUGGUAAUUGUGGUAUUUGGAAUUCCGAAAACACUGAAGAAGUUGAUAUAACUUCUUUUAAACUUCAUGGCAAAUCAAUAUGUAAAUAUGAAUUCAACAUUAAUGAACCAAAUAAAGUUUAUACAGCAAGUUAUGAUGGUUCAAUUAGAAGUAUUGAUCUUUCCACUUUAAAAUCAACACAAUUUUUCAUCAAUGAUUUUGAUGGAGGGAUUUCAGAUAUAAAUUUUAAUAAUCAACAUGAAAUUUAUUAUACAACUUUACAAGGUGAAUUUGGUCGUUUAGAUUUAAGAUCAAAUGAUCAUAGUAAAAGAAAAAUCCUAAGAUUAUCAAAUAAGAAAAUUGGUGGUUUUACAAUCAAUCCAAAUGAUCCAGAUCAAUUAGCUACAGCUUCAUUAGAUAGAACUUUAAAAAUUUGGGAUUUGAGAAAUAUUGUUGAUUGUGAUUGGAAUGAAUGGGAUGAUGAACUUCAAACGUUACAUAGUUUUGGAACUUAUGAUUCAAGAUUAUCAGUGUCAACAGUGGAUUGGAAUCAUUCAAAUGAUUUGGUUUGUAAUGGGUAUGAUGAUACUGUAAAUAUCUUCAAUUUAGACACUUCAAAUUGGUCCAAGGAUACAAAUGAAGAUUUAACACCAAAUCACAAGAUUAAACAUAAUUGUCAAACUGGUAGAUGGGUUUCAAUUUUAAAGGCAAAAUGGCAUAAAUUCCCAGUUGACAAGACUGAAAAAUUCGUCAUUGCGAAUAUGAACAAAUAUUAUGAUGUAUAUGAUAGAAAUGGGGUUCAAUUGGCACAUUUAUCAGAUCCAUUAAUGACUGUUGUUCCUGCUGUUUGUAAUUUCCAUCAAACAGAGAAUUGGUUAGUUGGUGGUGGUGCAUCAGGAAAAGUUUACUUGUUUUCAUAA